This is a messenger RNA of Pyricularia pennisetigena, 2025 nucleotides long. RefSeq lists its product as uncharacterized. The transcript is spliced from 5 exons. Gene Ontology annotation, molecular function: 3-oxoacyl-[acyl-carrier-protein] synthase activity. NCBI's taxonomy places the organism in Eukaryota, Fungi, Ascomycota, Sordariomycetes, Magnaporthales, Pyriculariaceae. Bases 1 to 2025 code for a protein of 674 amino acids. Gene Ontology annotation, biological process: fatty acid biosynthetic process. The record is from RefSeq and is a predicted model, not a curated record.
AUGUCUUUGAGGCGAGUCGUACUCACGGGCAUAGGCGCUAUCACGCCCUUGGGCGUGGGAGCCAAACACUCUUGGCGGCGGCUAAUUGCCGGGGCUUCUGGCAUAACGAGCGUCAAGCACCUAGAGCCGCUUGACAGGUGGCAGGAGCUUCCCAGCACCGUUGCAGGCCUGGUGCCAACUGCUGCAGCUGCAGCUGCAGCUGUAGGUGCAGGUGCAGAUGCAGAUGCAGGUGCUGCAGGCGACGUAGACGGCGGCAAGGCAUCGGGACUGUGGCGUCCCUCGGACUGGCUCGACGCUACGGACCAGCGACGUAUGUCCAGGUUCGCCCAGUAUGCCGUGGCCUCGGCUGACAUGGCUCUGGAGGAUGCCCGGUGGAGGCCGAAGACGCCUCAUGACUUAGAGGCGACGGGGGUUUGCUUGGGAAGUGGUAUUGGCAACCUUGAGGAAAUCUACAACACAGCACUGGCCCAUCAAAAAUAUGGCUACAAAAAAGUGUCACCGCUGUUCGCCCCCAAGAUUCUCAUCAACCUGGCUGCCGGUCAUAUCGCCAUGCGGUAUGGCUUUUGUGGCCCGAACCAUGCUGCGACGACUGCGUGCACGACAGGUGCCCACUCUAUUGGUGACGCGGCGCGCUUUAUCGCAUUCGGUGACGCAGACGUUAUGGUUGCGGGAGGCUCCGAAUCGUGCAUCCAUCCGCUGACCUUCGCCGGUUUCGCGAGGUCACGAUCGUUGUCGACGGCUUUCAAUGACAACCCCUCCGCCAGCUGCAGACCAUUCGAUGAGAGCCGAGACGGCUUCGUCGUUGCCGAGGGCGCAGCUGUCGUAGUGCUCGAGGAGCUCGAACAUGCUCUGCGUAGGGGCGCGCGGAUCCUGGCUGAGCUGAGGGGGUACGGAUGUAGCGGAGAUGCGCACCACAUGACGGCACCGAGGGAAGACGGAUCGGGUGCGCUGACUGCCAUGAAGAAGGCAUUGAAGCAUGCUGGAGUCAGACCGGCCGAGGUCGACUACAUCAACGCCCACGCUACCGGCACUCGGUCAGGGGAUGCUGCCGAGGCCCUUGCCAUUCGAUCUCUCAUGCUCGGUGACGAAGGGUUUGAGAGAGAGGACCAGGUGACAGUCAGUAGCACGAAAGGGUCGACUGGUCACUUGCUAGGUGCGGCUGGUGCAAUCGAGGCCGUUUUCACAGCACUGGCAGUUUCCGAGAACCGAGUGCCUCCAACGAGGAACCUUGUGAAUCCAGGGGUUGGACCAAACUUCAACUUCGUGGCAAAUCAAGCGCAGGAGAAGACACGAGUGCCGGGCGUAUACAACCAAACAUAUCGAGUCUACAACUACGCAAAUAACCUGUACAAGUCCCUUUCCAAGCAGGCGCCGUACAAAAUAGACCCCAACCAACGCAAGAAGGGUCUCGUGAAGAAGGCCGAGGAUGGAGAGGAGAUUGGCGAGGGCUCCUCGCCUUGGCAUACAGAGCUCGGUCUCCCCCCGACAUUUAGCACAUGGGCCCAGAUCACCAUGAUGCACAUGUACCUCGCCGUCGUCCGUUACCGCUGCCUGCCGCAGGACGCCUUUGAGGGCUCACAAAAGUCGCUGGUCGACGCCUUCUUCUACGAGGCCGAGGAGCGCAUGGACGUCCACCACGGCAUGAGCUCGCGGUCGCUGCGCCAGCACCACCUCAAGGACCUGUUCGUCGCCUGGCGCGGCCUCAUGCUCGCCUACGACGAGGGCAUCGUCCGCGGCGACGCCGUCCUGGGUGCCGCCGUGUGGAGGAACCUGUUCAAGGGCGACCCGGACGUCGACGUCAGAAAGGUGGCCGCCGUCGUCAGCUACAUGCGCGCCUCGCUCAAGAGGCUGGAUCAGCUCAAGGACGAGGAUGCCCUCCUCGAGAUGCACAAGGCGUUCCGGACCGACCUCAAGGGCGAGUUGCAGUUUGUUGACAUCCCGGCCAAGGAGCUCGUCGGCAUCUUGCCGAAGGCUGGAGAGGCGCAGAUCCCAGCCGAUACGGCGGCUGCGACAAAGAAGGUUUAG